ACAUUGCUCAAAGGGUUUCAUUUUCACAUCAGACUUAGCUUUAGACAUCUAAUAUAGACUAAGGUGAAAAUAAAGCUAAAAAAAUGUUUUCACUUUCUUAGAAUUGUGUGAAAAUCUUAAAACUUAAAACUUUAUUAAAAAGCUGGUUCUGAGUCUAAAUUUCAAAAGAAACAUAUUAUCUUGUAGAGAACCGAAUUCUCUAUCGAUUAGUGUGGCCUUCCAUUUUUAUUAGGAAAAGUGUAUAGGUGAGGAAAUUGAAAUACAGUUUUUAAAAAAUGUAAAACUGGGUNAAACUAAUGUGAGAUUCGUAAUCAGCGUCGAAAACUGCAUCUAGUGAUAUGCUCCUAUCAGUUCUACUCUAAAAUAAUUUUUUCAAAAACUUGAUCAGCGAAGUCUCGAGUUACGUGGACAAGCCGCUGACUCCUUUAGCUUUUGUCGACUUUUCACGUUGAAAAAGUAUUCGAGAUUUCACCAAACAACGAAAAUGACGUCAAAAUUUCAAAAUACACUAGUCGAUACAGUUUUGGAUCCUGAUUUCGAAUAUGAUAGUUUUAUUGGAUAAAACUUGGGUUUUGAUGGAGAAAAUUGAGAAUUACGAGGAGAAUUCUGACUUUGCAGAGACAUUUCUAAAGUCAGGAUGCCCUACGACAGUUUAUUUCUUUAUAUUGUAUAUAUCAAGUUGUGGCUCGACAAAUUCUCUAUCGAAUGGUAUAUUUAUUGUAGUGACCGGAUAAGACAUGUUGACAUAGAAUAUCUGAGACUUUUUGCAUGUAGUAGAUCAUUUUCCAUAGCAAGACGUAUUUCUAAACAUACUUGGCGUCAGAACGACUAUUUCCGCAUAUGUGAUAUACAGAAAUAUAGCGAAGUAAAAAGCUUUCGAAUGAUAUGUAAUAGUCGUGAAGAAUUGUGAAACUGAGAGAGAAAGAUUCAGAAAGACGAUCUAUAAUAUAUAUCCGAUGCAGUAGAAAGUUAAUCAAAUUUAAUUGGAUUAAUUCUUUUCUGUGAGUGGUUCUAAGGUAUAUUUCCCUCUUCAUUCUACAUCUACUCUUCGAUUAGUCGAUAAAAUUCAAGCAUGGGUCGAUUUCAUCAGAUAAUCGCUCUCGUCGUUUGUCUAUGACGAAUUUCUUCUUGAUCACGAACUAAACCAUUAAAAGCACUUCACUAAAAAUCACAUGCUAAAAGUAACAGGAACAGUGAUUAUAAUUUUCUGUAUACUUUUCGAGAGUACAGCAGACGAUGUAACUAUUAAUAUUGUUUGUUGAGAAACCGUUGAUAAACGUGAAUAAUAUUUGUAUGACUAACUCAACUAAAUUCAUUAUUUUAUUUAAUUAUAUAGAAGCUUUCAACUCAGACUAGAGUCAUAGUCAUCAUCAGUUACAUAUUUGAUAAGAGAAACGACAUAUAUAUAUGUCAGACAAAAAAUGGAAUGAUCAUCGCCUGAUCUUAUCUACUAAUCACUGAACAUACUUUUGAACAGUGCAAGGAGAAGAAUAACAAUAGAUAUCUAUUGCGGUGUUGAUAUAACUAUUAUUUUCUCAAUUUCUUUUUGUUUAAGGUGCCAAUACAUUUCAGAUUAAUUCAAAAUCAAUUUGACGCCGUCCAGAUCUUUCCUAAUUUCUAUUUAGUUCUACUUUUACAACAAUUAGUACAAGAGAUUGCAUUGCUACUGGAACCGAUUAGUGAGUCUAAUUACCUUUGAUUUUCCCUCCCUAAUUCAUCAUCACUGUCUUUUGCUUAGUUUCGGGUAAACAAUGUAUUUCAUGUUCAUUAAUUUCCACAUCAACAUUUCAACAGUUGAUCAAAUUAUUAAACUGUAACUUACUGAAUUUAAAUGGUCGACAAAAAUUGUUAUUUCUAUUAAAAUCAAUUGGAAAUGAUAUUUGUACGUAUUUUGUUGAUUUACAUAAAAAUCCAAGGGAUAUUACACCACAGAAAUUAUGGAAAGUUUUGGAUGAAUGUUGUCGUAUACCAUCGCCCUGUUCGUCUGAAAUUGUUAAUGAACUAUUAGAAUCCAUAAAAACUCCGAACGUGCUCGAUGUGAUCUAUAAAACGAGACGUUCUAUUUUUAAUAUUUGGUUCCAUGAUUGGGAAGAAGAUCGUGAUCCACGUGAAGACAUUGUCGUCAAAAUGUCAUUUAAUUCUUGGUCUUAUAUAUCAGAUUAUAUGAAAAUGAGUGUUAAGACAAGAACAACAUCUAUAGAAGAUCUUACAGCAUUAUUUGAUGCUAUUAGUGAUCCAUAUGAAUUUGAAGACUUAUUAUACGCAUUUACACUUCUUUCAUCAAUUGAUCCGAUAAAUUCUAGCAGUUAUCAAACACUAAGUGAAUCAUUGAAAGCUUUAAAAUGUAUUUUAACAAAGUUUCUACAGUUUACUCAUCUUAAACACGGUUUUACUCCAAAAGCAACAUGGAUUCGAUUUAAAUCAAAAAAACCAUCUUAUGGUAGUUUUUAUCAAUCAUACGUAAAUCCAAUUUAUUCAUUUUAUUAUAAUCAAAAUAAAUCAUUGCCACCGCCUUUAUGUCUUAAACAAGUCAGCUAUCAAUGUGCAACAAUUGAUAAUGACAUUGAUGUCGAUGAUUUGUUGUCAGGACAUUUAGAUUCCCGGAAGCGCAGAUCUUAUUUAUGGUAUAGUUCGAACUGGGAAUUGAAAGAAGAAUUGUUAAAAAUAAAAGAAAUGAAUAUUGAACAACUUAGUUUGUAUAUUAAAACAAUCCAUGAUAAUAAACCGUCGAAUUGGUAUGAACUUCGACCCGCAUGCGAAAAAGUCAUUGAAAAACGAAUAAUUAGUGUACAACAAAUUUUAACAUUGACAACGGUAGACGAAGAGCGAAAAACCAUGUUAUUAAAACAAUUAAAAGAAAUUUGGGAUCUAUUAGUGUCUGGUAGUUUGAAACCAUUUUCAAUAUUUGAACAUCAAAAACAAAAUGUACGAUAUCCAAUAGAAAAGAAGAAACAAAAAUUACCAAGAAAUAAAAAUUUAGUUCUUAUGCAUAGAAAGUAUUAA
This is a messenger RNA of Didymodactylos carnosus, 3003 nucleotides long. The record is from the annotation of a GenBank genome assembly. Lineage: Eukaryota; Metazoa; Rotifera; Eurotatoria; Philodinida; Philodinidae.